CUUGGCUUACAAGGGAGAGGGGGAGACGUUUUUGUUUCUUGGCUGGUAUCUUCAUGGCUGAAACAUGCAGAAUUCCAAGGCCAAAAUGGACGAAUUCAAGAGCAAAUUCUUGGACAUACUGCACAAACAGACGAACCGUCAAAUGAAAAUUCCUGCGAUGGGAUUUUCGGAUUAUUUCAUCCAAACGGUGACCACGGACGCCUCGCCCAGCCAUGAAGUGGACGCCACGGAUUCGGCGGCAGCCACCUCUUCCGCUUCCGGAGAGUCGAACGCACAAAAGUCGGACCAGGAGAUCCUGGAGGGCAUCGAGCAGUGCUACUACAGCCCCGACAGCAAUCCGCAGCUGUACGAGCUCAAGAAAGUUCUCAACGAUGGCAUUGACAACGAGCUGAUCGAGGUCACCAUUGCACAACUGCGCACUCAGCAGAAGGUUCUCACCAAGCAGGUGCUGCAGAACAUCCUGGAGCAGCGCAACGCCUGCAGCAGUGAGUUCGCGGCCAUCAACGACACCCAGAAGAAGCUUGAGGAGUCGCUGUGGACAUGCCAGAAGGCGAGAUCCUAUCUAAACUUUGCCCGCACAAACCUAACGACCACCAGUUUGGAGAUCCUGGCCAGCUACCGCAAACGAGAGGUGCUCAAGGAAGUGCUGGACACGCUGGUGGCCAUCAAGAAGCUGCGCACCACAGAUGUGGAGGUACAGAAGCUGUUGGCUGAUCACAACUAUAGUGCCGCCAUCGCCUUGCUGCUCCAGUGCAAGAGCUCCGCCGAGGCCUACAUGCAGUUUAACUGCGUGCAAUCGCUCUCAAAGAAGCUGCAGGAGACCAUGCUGCUCAUGGAGUUUCAGCUGGACACGGUGCUCAAUGAGAUGGUACUCGGUUUCGAUGGGCGCAAGUACGCCAAGCUGCAGGAGGCCUACAAGCUGGCCAACAAAUCGCUGAUGGCCAUGGACCAGCUGCACAUCAACUACAUAUCGGCCAUUCACUCGUCCGUGAAUGCGGUGUUGUGUGGUUACAGCGAUCCCGGCCAGGACGAUCAGGCCAAGCCGCUCUACGAGCAGCUGUGCGAACAGCUAAGUGUGGAUAAGCUACUGCCCUGCCUGAUUAGUCUAUGCAAGACCUUCUGGACCAUCCUGGCCUCCUACUACCAGGUGGUGAUGUGGCACAACAACUACAAGCUGUACGGACAGGAGGAGGAGGACUCCCCAGACGUUUACAUUCAGCAGAAGCUGAAAAAGGGACAGUCGCGUGUGUGGAACGACAUUCUGACCAAGGUGUGCCUGUUUCUGCAGGCGGCCAAGUUGACGGCGCUCAAAUACGACCAGUUUAUCCAGGUGUUGUCCGUGGUGCAGCGUUUGAAGAAAGUUGGUCAGGAGUUCUGCGGCGAGCAGUCGGAGAAACUGAUCGAAACGAUGCAGCAGCAGAGCGAGGAGUUCUUCCGGCGCUACCACAUAUGCUGUGUGGAGGAAAUCUGUCUUUUCCUCGACAACGAAUCCUGGACACAGGUUGACUCAUUUGCGCACAUCCUGCAGUUGCCUGAAUUCCGAUCGGUUAGGCACACUCUUAGACGCCACAAAUCGCCGACAGCAGCAUUGCUGGCCUCAUCCAAUAACUCUCCAAUCAGUAACAAUAACUGCGACGAGCUGGUUUCCGUGCACUCUCAGGAUGGCGGCAGCUCCAUUUACGGUUCCUACGGAUAUUUUCUUAGAUUCUCCGAGAAGAGUUCGCCCUUCGAUGGAGGAUUGGAUGCAGCCAUGUUGGAGGAGGACAUUCUGUCCGGCAUCGUGGACGAGGCCUCCUGUUAUUUCAGUGAGGAGAGCGAUGACGAACAGAAGAGUCUGCAGAGCAAGGAGUUUGAUGACACCAGCAAUCAACUUCUGGUAAACAACACCGCCCUGAAUGUUUUGCGCUGCAUUGGUCGUUACCUGCAGAUGUGCAAGCUGUUGCACUGCAUAUCUCCAAAGAUCGUGUCCUGUAUGCUGGAAUUGAUUGACUUUUAUGCCUAUGCUGUGCAUGAAAUUUUCGGCAAGGAUGCACCUGUAGCAACAGAUAAUAUGUAUACUCCACGACUGGAGCAACGAUUGCGUUCAGUGGAGGCGAACAUCCUGUCUCAAAUUAAGUUGUGGCCAAUCAACUUUUCCUCGCUGGCCAACAACGAGCUGGCUAAUCCGGACACACUCUACGGCCUCUCACAGCGCAUUGUGGCUGUGGAGGCGGGUCGCAGCAUGAUCCAGCAGUUCCACAUCCUCCAGCACUAUCUAAACCAUUUGCUGCCCCUCGCCGAUCGUCCCAUGCUGGCUAGCUACCUGGAGUACAGCAAUUAUAUGCUGGACCUGGCCAAACCCGUUUACACGUGCGUCACGUCGCGCGUCAUCGAUUUGUCGGCCAUUCUGGCUCAAAUGGCCAAGGUUAAGUGGGAUGUGAAUCAUGUGAUACACCAGCACAGCAGCUACAGCGAUGUUCUAAACAGGAACAUUCAAAGCUUUGCCAUGUGUCUGGAGGAGAUUGCCAAGGAGGUGCCGGUCCCCAGCAAGCAUGUAUGGAAUUCGAUGGCCCAUGUGGCCACUCACCUAUUGGUAGAGGGCUUCGCUAAUGUGAAGAAAUGCUCGGCUGGAGGACGCGCUCUAAUGCAGCUGGACUUUGCCAACUUCAUGUCGUUCCUGGAGCUAAUCUCGAACCAGAAGUAUCCACAGCAUCGCUCCUACGUUGAUGUUUUUAUCAAAACGUACUACUUUGCACCCGACCAGUUUGAGCAGUGGAUCGAACAGCAGCGCCUGGGGGAUGAAUACUCUGCGAGGCAGUUGACCAGCCUUAUUCAGUGCAUUUGCAUCAGCGACAAGCGAACAAGGCAAAGGCUUCUGCAGCUGCUGGAUGUUGGAAUGGCCAAUGGGGUCACCACAACGACGACGCCGACAACAACGCCGCAGAAGAACAACCACGGAUCCGUAACAGGCUCAAAUCUGAGCAGCGUUAUCUGAGCACUCCCAAAAGAUUAUUUUUAUUUGUUAUAACCCCUGGCUAACCUUGUUAGUAGAUCAAUCUCGUGACAUUCUUUAUGUGUAUGUAACAUUCCGUUUAGUGCAAAUUAACAUUGUGUUUAGGCUAAAGAUUCUACCUUAGAUAUACAGGCGAUCUCCAUGAUGUACUUCGUUUCGAAUUUCGAAUCUCUAAAACCCCCUCUUAAGUGCAAUCCCAGCUCUCUAUUUCGCUAACUCAGAUGCAACGCAAUUGGCAAUCUUGGUAGUUGAUAAUUAAUAAUUGGCAAUUGGUUCAUCGUUCACCGUGACUUAAGUACCUAGAGAAAGCAGACGACAUAUAUACACACAAAACACGUAUAAUUAAGAUGCAUAAAUACCUAUUUAUUUUACUACCUAUAUUUGUAAUAUUUAUUUGCAGCAGGAAACAGACAAAUAAUUGUAAAUCAACUCAAAUGUAAUGGGCGGCAUGUCGAACGAACACACACCAUUAACUAUUUAGCAACUGUAAUGAAAUAACAAAGAUUACAUAUUUUGAGAUAUGCAUAUUACAAACACUGCAA
This is a messenger RNA of Drosophila elegans, 3534 nucleotides long. It is a transcript of the gene Vps50, whose product is annotated as syndetin. Gene Ontology annotation, biological process: retrograde transport, endosome to Golgi; endocytic recycling. Lineage: Eukaryota; Metazoa; Arthropoda; Insecta; Diptera; Drosophilidae. Bases 65 to 2974 code for a protein of 969 amino acids. Gene Ontology annotation, molecular function: SNARE binding. Gene Ontology annotation, cellular component: EARP complex. The record is from RefSeq and is a predicted model, not a curated record. The transcript is spliced from 10 exons.